AUUUUUUGAAGCACCUUCGUUUCCUCUGCCAACAUCACGCCUUUAGCAAGAUGCCUCACUCCUACGGUAUCAGAGCUCGUACGCGCUACCUUUUCCAACGUGGAUACAGAGAGCAUGGUCAAAUUCGUUUGUCCACGUACUUGAAGACCUACAAGAUCGGCGACAUCGUCGACAUUAAGGUCAACGGUGCUGUCCAAAAGGGUAUGCCCCACAAGUACUACCACGGCAAGACUGGUGUCGUCUACAACGUCACCCAGACCUCUGUCGGUGUCUUGAUUUACAAGAUUGUUGGCAACCGUUACAUGGAGAAGCGCGUCAACGUCCGUAUCGAGCACGUCAAGCACUCCAAGUGCCGUCAAGACUUCUUGGACCGCGUGAAGGCCAACGAGGUGAAGCGUAGAGAGGCUAGAGCCGAGGGCAAGACCGUUCAACUUCGUCGUCAAGCCGCUCUCCCUGUUGCUGCUCACGUCGUCUCUACUGAGGGCAACACCCCUGUCACCCUCCACCCUGUCGCUUACGACACCACCAUCUAAGUGGUUUGGUGCGAGGUAGGAAGAGCAAAAGCAGCUUCGACCGUAGUAGGAAUACAACGCUUGUUGAAUGUGGAAUA
This is a messenger RNA of Schizosaccharomyces japonicus yFS275, 610 nucleotides long. Its product is annotated as 60S ribosomal protein L21. The record is from RefSeq and is a predicted model, not a curated record. NCBI's taxonomy places the organism in Eukaryota, Fungi, Ascomycota, Schizosaccharomycetes, Schizosaccharomycetales, Schizosaccharomycetaceae. Gene Ontology annotation, cellular component: preribosome; cytoplasm; ribosome. Gene Ontology annotation, molecular function: structural constituent of ribosome. Bases 51 to 533 code for a protein of 160 amino acids. The transcript has a single exon. Gene Ontology annotation, biological process: translation.